Molecule: messenger RNA, 2181 nt
Organism: Notolabrus celidotus (New Zealand spotty)
Lineage: Eukaryota; Metazoa; Chordata; Actinopteri; Labriformes; Labridae
Product: broad substrate specificity ATP-binding cassette transporter ABCG2-like
Exons: 16
Coding region: 20-1768 (582 amino acids)
Cellular component (GO): plasma membrane
Molecular function (GO): ABC-type transporter activity; ATP hydrolysis activity; ATP binding
Source: RefSeq, a predicted model, not a curated record
UCCCUCUGUCAGCGGGAUCAUGAAGCCCGGUCUGAACGCCAUCAUGGGAGCAACAGGAAGCGGGAAGUCAUCGUUUCUGGACGUUUUGGCGGCGAGGAAGGAUCCUGCAGGCCUGUGGGGAGAAGUCCUAAUCGACGGAGCUCCUCAGCCUCCCAACUUUAAGUGUCUGUCUGGAUACGUGGUGCAGGACGACGUGGUGAUGGGGACUCUGACCGUCAGAGAGAACUUCAGCUUCUCUGCAGCGCUCAGACUCCCGGAGUCCGUCUCUCAGGAGGAGAAGGAGAAGAAGGUCAACAGACUGAUCAAGGAGCUCGGACUGGGCAGGGUGGCCGACUCCAGGGUGGGCACUCAGCUGAUUCGUGGGAUCUCCGGCGGAGAGAGGAAGAGGACGAACAUUGGCAUGGAGCUGAUCAUCGACCCGUCCGUCCUCUUCCUGGACGAGCCGACGACGGGGCUCGACGCCAGCACCGCUAACUCUGUGCUGCUGCUGCUCAAGAGGAUGGCGAAUAACGGUCGCACCAUCAUCCUGUCCAUCCACCAGCCUCGUUACUCCAUCUACCGCCUGUUCGACAGCCUCACGCUGCUCGUCAACGGAAAACAGGUGUACCACGCUCCGGCUCAGAUGGCGCUGGAUUAUUUCUCAGAAAUCGGAUACACCUGUGAGCCCCACAACAACCCCGCUGACUUCUUCCUGGACAUCAUUAACGGAGACUCCACGGCCGGCAGUCCGAGCAGUGAGGACAAAGAAGAUCCAGACCUAGACUCCAUGUCCAAGUCCAGACAAGGCAUAGAGGACAAACUGGAAGAGGAAUACAGAAACAGCCAGUACUACAAACAGACCAAAGCAGAGAUGGAAAAGAUCGUUCAGGGCAGACCGACGACCACCAGAGCCCCCUCCAGAACCAUCACCUACAACACCAGCUUCCUGACGCAGUUCAAAUGGGUUCUCAAGAGAACGUUCAGGAACCUCAUGCUCAACCCUCAGACGUCUGUCGCUCAGAUUGCAGUGACUCUGUUCCUCGCUCUGGUUGUUGGAGCCAUCUUCUUCAACGUGGACGACUCUCAGAGUGGGAUGCAGAACAGGUUUGGCGCCCUCUUCUUCAUCGUUGUGAAUCAGUGUUUCAGCUCGCUGUCGUCUGCUGAGCUCUUCAUCACGGAGCGGAAACUCUUCAUUCAUGAGUACAUCAGCGGUUACUACAGGCUCUCUGUCUACUUCCUGACUAAGAUCCUCUCUGACAUCAUCACGCUGAGGACCAUCCCCGCCAUCGUCUUCUCCUGCGUGGCGUACUUCAUGAUCGGUUUUAAGCCCACAGCCGCUGCCUUCUUCCUCUUCAUGUUCUCCGUGAUCCUGGUGUCCUACACCGCCACCUCCAUGGCUCUGGCCAUCUCAGCCGACCAGACGGUGGUGGCCAUCGCCAACAUCUUCAUGACCAUCGCCUGCGUCUUCAUGAUGAUUUUUGCUGGUUUGCUCGUGAACCUUCCUUCCAUCGCCAACUGGCUUGCUUGGUUGAAGUACUUAAGUAUACCUCGAUAUGGACUUGCUGCUCUGCAGAUUAACGAGUUUACAGGACUGACGUUCUGCAAAGAUUUAAACGACAGCCAAAUUCCACCUGGACUCGCGUGUACGGGGGAGGAGUUUCUGUAUCAGCAGGGCGUCGAUUACUCCACCUGGGGCUUCUGGCAGAAUCACAUGGCUCUGAUCAUCAUGACCACAUGCUUCCUCGCCAUCACUUACCUCAAACUGCGCUUCAUCAGGAAGUUCACCUAGACCUUCAUCAGCAUCACCAUCUUAAAACCAGCAUCCUCAUCUCUGUUGUUUGAAUGUUAAAGAUGCAGACUCACGACUCAACGCUUUUUGAAGUUCAGUGUUUGUACAUUUGACUAAUAUUGUUCUUGCUAAUCGUUCGUUCACGUUCCUUGAUUUACAUUUGAAGUAUUUAAUGGAUAACUCCAGGUUCUCUUAUACUAAAAUAAAUAUGUAAAGUAUACUUUUAUUUGUUCAUGUGACAGUUGUUAAUUCUGUAUGCACUCCUUACUCACACCAAACUCUUUCAGUGUAAUAAAUACUAAAACAUGUGAUUUUUGCACUUUAAAGCUAAGAGCCAAAGAAGUAAUUAUUUUUCACAGAAAUAGAAGAACUUUAUAUUUUUGAGUUUUUAAAAAUAAAAUGUUAAAUUUCAA